Messenger RNA from Pseudophryne corroboree (corroboree frog), 1745 nucleotides. It is a transcript of the gene SMU1, whose product is annotated as SMU1 DNA replication regulator and spliceosomal factor. The transcript has 12 exons. Gene Ontology annotation, biological process: mRNA splicing, via spliceosome. The coding region runs from base 109 to 1650 and encodes 513 amino acids. Gene Ontology annotation, cellular component: precatalytic spliceosome. Gene Ontology annotation, molecular function: protein binding. The record is from RefSeq and is a predicted model, not a curated record. Lineage: Eukaryota; Metazoa; Chordata; Amphibia; Anura; Myobatrachidae.
CCGGCGCAGCGCAUGUGACGUCAGUGCUGUAUUCUGGGCCGGAACUGGUGCUGGAAAGAUUCGUAGACAAGUGUAUUGCUGAGAAGCUGCGCUGCGACCACCGCCGAGAUGUCCAUCGAGAUAGAAUCGUCCGAUGUCAUACGUCUUAUUAUGCAGUACUUGAAAGAAAACAGUUUGCAUCGUACAUUGGCAACGUUGCAAGAGGAAACCACUGUGUCUUUAAAUACCGUGGAUAGUAUAGAGAGCUUUGUGGCGGACAUUAACAGUGGGCAUUGGGAUACAGUGCUGCAGGCUAUUCAGUCACUGAAACUGCCGGACAAGACACUUAUUGAUCUUUAUGAGCAGGUUGUAUUGGAAUUGAUUGAGCUCCGUGAGUUGGGAGCUGCCAGAUCGCUUCUGAGACAGACUGACCCAAUGAUCAUGUUAAAACAGACCCAGCCUGAAAGAUACAUCCACCUUGAAAACCUCUUGGCACGAUCCUAUUUUGACCCUCGUGAGGCGUACCCAGAUGGCAGUAGCAAAGAGAAGAGGAGAGCAGCGAUAGCUCAAGCUCUUGCUGGAGAAGUGAGCGUGGUGCCGCCUUCUCGUCUCAUGGCGCUGUUGGGACAGGCCUUAAAGUGGCAACAGCAUCAGGGACUUCUGCCUCCAGGAAUGACCAUCGAUUUGUUCCGUGGUAAAGCAGCUGUAAAAGACGUAGAGGAAGAGAAGUUCCCCACCCAGCUGAGCAGGCAUAUUAAGUUUGGUCAGAAGUCUCACGUAGAAUGUGCCCGCUUUUCCCCCGAUGGCCAGUAUUUGGUGACUGGAUCUGUAGAUGGAUUUAUUGAGGUGUGGAACUUCACAACAGGAAAAAUCAGAAAGGACUUGAAGUACCAGGCUCAAGAUAACUUCAUGAUGAUGGAUGAUGCUGUGUUAUGUAUGUGCUUUAGCAGGGACACUGAAAUGUUAGCUACAGGAGCACAGGAUGGCAAAAUUAAGGUGUGGAAGAUUCAGAGUGGACAGUGUUUGAGGCGAUUUGAACGUGCACACAGUAAAGGUGUCACAUGCCUUAGUUUCUCGAAAGACAGCAGUCAGAUCCUCAGCGCUUCCUUUGACCAGACUAUCAGAAUCCAUGGCCUAAAAUCUGGAAAAACCUUGAAAGAGUUUAGAGGGCAUUCAUCGUUUGUGAAUGAGGCAACUUUCACACAGGAUGGUCACUACAUUAUUAGUGCUUCAUCUGAUGGCACAGUAAAGGUGUGGAAUAUGAAGACCACAGAGUGUGCCAAUACAUUCAAGUCACUUGGCAGCACUGCUGGCACGGACAUCACAGUCAAUAGUGUUAUUCUACUGCCGAAGAAUCCAGAGCACUUUGUUGUGUGUAACCGAUCAAACACUGUUGUUAUUAUGAACAUGCAAGGACAGAUUGUAAGGAGCUUCAGCUCUGGUAAGAGAGAAGGUGGAGACUUUGUGUGCUGUACAUUGUCACCCAGGGGAGAGUGGAUCUACUGUGUUGGAGAAGAUUUUGUGCUUUACUGUUUCAGCACAGUUACUGGCAAGCUGGAGAGGACCCUGACUGUACAUGAGAAAGAUGUUAUUGGCAUCGCCCAUCACCCUCAUCAGAAUCUGAUUGGUACCUACAGUGAAGAUGGGCUUCUCAAGCUUUGGAAACCAUAGAAGCACAAUACACCCCUUUUUCCCAUUGUUGGGAAUAGAUUGUUUUCUUGGCAGUGCUAUGAAUAAAAUGUUUUACUUUUUGUUUUUUAAGUCAA